Messenger RNA from Colletotrichum siamense, 609 nucleotides. RefSeq lists its product as uncharacterized. The transcript is spliced from 4 exons. Lineage: Eukaryota; Fungi; Ascomycota; Sordariomycetes; Glomerellales; Glomerellaceae. Bases 1 to 609 code for a protein of 202 amino acids. The record is from RefSeq and is a predicted model, not a curated record.
AUGAAAUACCCCCAGCCGUUACUCGCGUUAUUGUCAUUAUGUCUGGUCUCCUCCAAUACCGUCCUCGCCGAGGAUAUCACCACCGUCCCGAUCUACCUACCGCACUACGAUGCUAAAAGCUGGUCACUGGUGCGGGGCAGCGUAUUGUCAAGUAAUUCCAAGGAAACGACAUAUACCAUCUUCUGCGCGCCGCAAACGCCCCCAAAUUGCGACCUUGCCCUCGAAUUCCCCUUCAUCUUCGUUGAAGGCCAGCAGACGCUCGACUUCCACGGCACCAAGACAUCAACACUGAUCGCGGACCUCGGUUGCACAUUAGGCGGAACAACGGCAGCGACGUGCUCUGGCUACUCGAGCCUGAAGAGUGGCUACUCGAAUGGCAAACUGACGGGACCGACUGAGGUGUCCUGGACCUCGUCCCUUACCGGCUCCGAGGUCCAAUGGGGUGUCCUGACUCUCGCCGACAAGCCCGACAAGACUGAAGCUAUGCCGACGGCCGCGCCCACCGACGGCUCAAAUUACGACGACUUCCUCUACACCGGCACCAUCUCCUCCUCAAUGCCCGUCGAGACAAGCCCCAGCGCCGCGUCGCGUCUCGAGACCCGCUGGUAG